UCCACGCGACCCAUAACUCAUACACCCGAGGAUGAUACGAGAGACUUUCAAUCCGCUGUUUCCGAGACGAACGUACUUCAUGGUCGGGAGAUGAAGAUGGAUACAAGAUAGGUUCGAUCGAUGACGCAAGGAAACUUAGAGAAGCCCGGAUGAGCCCGAUGGAUCGAAGUCGGAUGGUACUUGGUCUGCGGGCACAAAGAUGUUUUAUGUGGCAUAGAGAUAAAAGACGGUGUUAUGAGGAGUGUAAUCGGGGAAUGAGCAAUGUAAUAAGCAUGUAUGCUAUGUUGCAGGGCUGAGUGAGAUCUACCACUAGGCACGCUCGCCUGACUUGCUACAGGUUGAUCCACAGGCACUGCCGCCACCUCCAAGACCCAUCGCCAGAUCCGUUCCUCAAGGCCUUGUGUGUGGCCUUGCCGGUGCCGCUGGAUUGACCGGGCACAGCUUUUCUGACAGCCGCGUCCUUUGAUUUAGCUUGGCCCGAGUUGCAGCUGAACGCGCUGCGUAAGCAUUGCCACCUUGUAGCUCGAUCUCUUCGAGUCAUCCGCGUCAGACACGGCGGACACUUACAAGAGACGAUGGGAAUCAGCAUGCGCCCUUGAUCGGUCUAGUUGGUCUGCCACGACGGUCAAGAUGUCUGAGGUCUGGGAUUGGAUUGACAAUUCAUAUAAUCGGCCUUCAAUGCUUUGGCAUUUUCAAAGGACCGCAGUGGAGUGGAUUCGAACGCGUUCGUAUUGAAUUCGGCGCCCUGCGGAGUGUCACCCAAGGCCCCAGAAGUCUGGAAAUAGAUGAGCGAGUGGACUGAUUUGGCUGCAGGGGCAAGUUAGCACUGGGGAAGACCGAACAGAACUAACACUCAAAUCAGUGGUUGCAUUCGCUGUCGAAAAUACGAGUCUCAGCGUGAGACAAAAUGCGACCGCGGGUGUUUGUACGUGCCAUUGAUCCUCAGCUCGAGCUGGGCAUGUGUUACAGUCGACAGUUGUCUUCGAUAUUAAAUUGAAGAAGCAGUUCGGGUGCUCGAUGUUCGUGUCUCGGGCUUCGCACCAGGCUUCAUACGCGCUGAAAUCUUCAGCGAAGAUCAAUAGUUUAAUGAGGCUGGUGAGGCGGCAGGAUAUAGCUCAUGCAUCAAUUCACCCGCUUUAUAAUUGACUUGAGUGCGGAGUUCUUGCUUUGAAUCGACAGCUAAACCGGCUUGGAUUAAACGCGGACUGAGAUCUCUACUACAUUCAAAAGGCACAGGUUCCUGCAGUCCACGAGUCCAAGUGGUAGGGGAUGAGGCUAGAAUCUGGGCUGAAGUAAUUGAGUGCUCGACAAAGAUGAAUUGGUGUUCCAUCAAGGACGGCGGUCUACUACUCCUCACAACAAUUUGAACUCGAGCGCUUGAGCAAUUUGAUAACCGGGUGCCGGGUGCUUUCAGGAUGGCUAUGCUAGGAUCGAAGUAAGGGAUUUAUGUCAGAUCAGGUCAGAUCCAGUCAUCGUCAUCAAAGAGCAAUUUUUAGUGACAUACGGCAGCAGGAAUGAUACUCCCGCGGCCGAAGGAAUCGACAGAGGCAAUGAGGCGAUGAGAGUAGAUGAUUUCGAAGCUUGAAACUGCCAACUCUCCUGCGAGUUAUGUACGAGAGAGAGACAAAGAUAACUUCUACCGAACACGUGUCGAUACCAGUACAGCCACCGAGGUUUUGACAGUCACCGCGAUCAUCGAUGGGCAAUUGACAGAAAGGAUCGUAUCGAGAAGAAAUUUCAAAGUCCGCUCGACGAUAUUGCUGGGCAAAACGAGGAAGCGAACCGGAAGGGACGUGAUUGGAGUCAUAGUGAGUCAAGAUCGUUCCUUGAGGAGGCGAGACAAGACGGUGUGUGAGAAGCGGAACUAAGAUUGGAGCGAACACAUACCUGCAAACAGAGUGCAUCGAAGCACGUUACGUUUAUAUUUGGACGGCUGUCUCCGCCAAUAAAAACCGAUCUGAACCCCCCUCUUUCAACCAACCGUCAUGUCUUCGACGUCGGGCGCAACGACCGCGUCGACGUCGACUUUUCUCACUGCGCUCGUCUUCAAUGCUAUCGUCUUUGGCGCUGAACUUGCGGUUUUCACAAUCAUUCGUCCCCAUUUCAAAGCUAUCUAUGAACCACGAACUUACGUUCCCGUACCCUCAAAACGAGUCACCUCACUGACGGGGUCGGGAUCCUUCCUAGCUUGGCCGCUAGCUGUGUUCAAAGCCGACUACAAGGAUGUCCUCAAUGCCAAUGGAGGCGACGCUUACUUUUUCGUGCGGUUCCUUCGCAUGAUGGCGCGCGUCUUCUUCCCGAUGUGGAUCCUGUCAUGGGCCAUUCUUCUUCCUAUCACCGCAGUCAAGACUCACGUCGGCACCAACACGAAGCUCGACUUGCUGAGCUUCGGAAAUGUACAACCCGACAAGCAGCACCGGUACUGGGCACAUCUGGUCAUGGCUUGGGUCUUCACGUUCUGGGUGUUCUACAACAUCCGGCUAGAAAUGAGCCACUUCGUCGUCACACGUCAACAAUUUUUAAUCAGCCCGGUCCAUGCGAAAAGUGUGCAGGCUAACACUGUGCUCUUUACCGGGAUCCCGGCCCGUUACCUCACGAUUGACGCGUUGCACGCCAUGUUCAAAGACCUCCCCGGCGGCGUGAAGCGUAUCUGGAUUAACCGCAACCUGCGCACCCUUCCCGAUAUCUACGAUCGGCGCACGGCUGCCUGCAGCAAGCUCGAGGCGGCCGAGACGAAGUUGCUUUCCAUCGCUGCCAAGUCGCAUUUGAAAGCCACGAAGGCAGGCACCAAGGAUGCUGAGCAAAGUGGCGAUGCUCCUGUCGUCGCUGAGGCCGACCGACCCACUCACAAACUUGGUUUCCUCGGACUUUUCGGCGAGAAGGUUGAUUCGAUCAACUGGGCUCGGAAGGAAAUCGCCAUGUGCAACAGACUGCUUGCCGAAGGGCGUCGUGCCAUGGCCAAAGAACUGAGUGAUCCGAAUCAGACACCGUUCGAGGACGAGGACGGGUUCCCGCUUGGUGAAGGAGAGGAGAAUGCCGACAAGGAAAUCAGUGCUAUGUCCGAACAGACCUAUCCUGUGCUGAACAGCGCGUUCGUGACUUUCAACAAACAGAUCGCCGCGCAUAUGGCCGAGAAUAUCUUGCUGCACCAUGAGCCUUACCGCAUGACCGGGAAGUUCUCCGAGGUUGCCCCUCAGGACGUUAUCUGGUCGAACUUGGGCAUGAACCCCUACGAGAUGAAGAUUCGUACUUUGAUCUCGUAUGCGGCUACCGCGGCUCUCAUCAUCUUCUGGUCUAUCCCCGUCGCUUUCGUCGGUCUCGUUUCCAAUGUCCACUCGCUAUGCACCACCGCUUCUUGGUUGGCCUGGAUCUGCAAGUUGCCUCCCGUCGUCGUUGGAAUCUUGAGCGGUAUACUGCCACCCGUCUUGCUCGCCGUGCUUAUGAUGCUGCUGCCCAUUGUUUUGCGUCAAUUUGCUGUCAUGGAGGGAAUGCCCAAACGCACUGCUGUCGAACUCAGUCUUAUGACCCGUUACUUCAUCUUCCAAGUUGUGCAUUCAUUCCUCAUUGUCACGAUCUCUUCCGGCAUUGUCAGUGCACUUCCCGGUCUACUGAAGAACCCCGGCUCUGUUCCAACUUUACUUUCCCAAAAGCUACCUACGGCCUCGAUCUUCUUCCUGACAUACAUCCUCCUGCAAGGUCUUUCGGGCACUGCUGGUGGAUUCUUGCAGAUCGUUCCCCUGAUCGUCUAUUACGUCAAGCUCUUCUUGCUGGGCAGCACCCCUCGCUCGGUCUAUGACAUCAAGUAUGGCGCCCGAAAUAUCGCAUGGGGAACCACCUUCCCUGGCAUCACCCUCAUUGUCGUUAUCGGACUCGUAUACUCGGUCAUAUCUCCAGUCAUCAACGGCUUCGCUUGCUUCACCUUUUACGCGUUCUAUGAACUGUACAAAUAUCUGUUCCUGUACCAGUUCGAGCAGCCACCUUCGUCGGACACUGGUGGCCUGUUUUUCCCCAAAGCCAUCAGCCACAUCUUUGUUGGCCUUUACAUUGAAGAGCUCUGCUUGGCUGGAUUGUUCUUCCUAGCCCGGGACGAUAACCAGAAGGCCUCGUCUGUUGGUCAGGGCGCGUUGAUGGUCGUACUGAUCAUCUUCACGAUCAUCUUCCAGCUGUUCAUCAACAACUCGUACGGACCACUCUUGCACGCUCUGCCGCUCAGUCUUGCGGACAAGAUGUACGCUGGCGGUGCCCCGGUCGAUCGGGCUGAGACUAGCAAGGCUGGCGAGGCCCACGAGAUGAUGGAGACCAAACGGCCUGAAGAGUCGCAGGGUCUGACGGAGGACACCAAGAACCGCGCCCACCGUCUCAGGUCGGAAGACGAGUAUGGUUUCUCACACCCCGCUGCAUCGCGGCCUCAGCGUGUCGUGUGGUUCCCUCGUGACCCGCUUGGGCUCGGUGCCGAGGAGGAGCAGGCCUGCAAUGCUGCCGGUGUCAACGCGAGCACUAAGGAUGCGGAAAUGAAUGAAAAGGGAAAGGUGGACAUCUCGGGCGCCCCACCCGAUCUUUUGCUCGUCGAUGAAUGAACAGUUUCCUGCUUGGAUAUUCUUGAUUAGUACCUAUACCCUUUCUGUAUGUACUGCCUCCAAUCUAAGUACUUGGCUUACAAAUAACUGUAACUUACACACUCUACCUCUGCUCGAAUAAAACAUGUGACCGCGUCC
Mycena citricolor is the source of this 4715-nucleotide messenger RNA. The record is from the annotation of a GenBank genome assembly. Lineage: Eukaryota; Fungi; Basidiomycota; Agaricomycetes; Agaricales; Mycenaceae.